This is a messenger RNA of Staurois parvus, 302 nucleotides long. The record is from the annotation of a GenBank genome assembly. Lineage: Eukaryota; Metazoa; Chordata; Amphibia; Anura; Ranidae.
AUGCCAGCUGUCAGUGCUCAUCAAUGCCACCUGCCAGUGCCCAUCAGUGCCUCAUCAAUGCCACAUAUCAAUGCCUUUCAGUGUCACCUAUCAGUGCCAGUCAGUGCCACCUAUCAAUGCCAGUCAGUGCCACCUAUCAGUGCCACCUAUCAGUGCAAAUCAGUGCCGCCUAUCAGUGCCAAUCAGUGCCACCUAUCAGUGCCCAUCAGUGCCGCCUAACAGUGCCAGUCAGUGCCACCUAUCAGUGCCGCCUAUCAGUGCCAUAUAUGAGUGCUGCCUUUCAGUUCCCAUCAGUGAUGCCU